AUGAUGCUUGGUGACAGCGUCUACAACGUCUUGAGAAUUGUUGGGGUUGCAUUGUUCCACAAACUCCGCAACAAAUACACUGCUGAUGAUCAUCUUCAAUCCCCUCCUCCUGAUGAUCAUGAUCAAACCUCACCUUGCCGUAGCGAUGAGCAGAUAAGGACCCAACACUUCCUCAAUGACCUAAUACCAACCAAGCUUUCAACCGUUGCCGCCGCCGCCCUUGUGGCCAUUUCCGCAAUAUUACUCCCUCUAAUCUUCCGCCCAUUAAAAUGGUACUACGUCGUGGCCGCGUACAUGAUAAGUUUUGUCCUAGCUUUCAUCCAAGCGCAUGUGGUCGGGCUUUGUGACGUUAUUCUCAACCCUGCAUCUUUAGAUAUACGAGCCGCGUUCGUCUUCGGAGCAUGGGCUGGGAUCGCUCAGGGCGGCGUUCUUGUUGGCCUGGUUGCUUGCGCGAUCAUGACCAACUUUAUCACCGCCGCCGCCGACCUAAUGGCAGACCUCAGAACUAGCUACUUAACCAUGGCUUCCCCGAAGUCUGUUUUCGUUUACAAAGUCAUUGGAACUGCGUCGGGCUGCUUCAUCUCUUCCAUGACAUUCUGGUACUUUGAAAAACAUGAUCGUAAAGUUGGGACCGACAAGGCAUAUUAUACUGCAUAUGCUGGUAAAAUUUUUAGACAAACUGCUAUAUAUGGUGUUCAAGGAUUUUCGGGCUUCCCUAAGCACUACCUUCAGUUCUGGUGCGCCUUGUUCAUUAUGGGCAUCGUCAUCAACGUGAUCAAAGAUGUUUUGCCAAAGAAAGUGGCAGGAUAUGUCCCUAAUCCAACGGCACUAGGUGUAGCAUUCUAUGUAAGUGGUCACUCUAGUGUUACUUUUAGCGUUGGGAAUUUGAUCGUUUUUCUGUGGAGGUGGAGGAGAAAGGAUCAGGCUGAUGCAUUUGCACCCAUUGUUGCUUCGGCUUUGAUUUGUGGAGACGGGCUGUGGAAUUUGGUGAGUUCCGUGUUCGCUUUCGUUGGUUUGAUUAAGCCACCAUUGUGCGUGAAGUUUCCUCAUAGCCAAACUGAUGUUUAA
Messenger RNA from Alnus glutinosa, 1068 nucleotides. RefSeq names its product probable metal-nicotianamine transporter YSL7. Gene Ontology annotation, cellular component: membrane. Lineage: Eukaryota; Viridiplantae; Streptophyta; Magnoliopsida; Fagales; Betulaceae. Gene Ontology annotation, molecular function: oligopeptide transmembrane transporter activity. The record is from RefSeq and is a predicted model, not a curated record. The transcript has a single exon. Bases 1 to 1068 code for a protein of 355 amino acids.